AUGCCACCAAAAAUUCGCAAAAGGGUCCAGAAACCUUUAAAGCAGGAUUUUAAAUCGAAAAUGGCUCCUCAAGGUGGAGCUUAUGUCCAUUCCAGUCCACCCAGAGCCGUGACAUUAAGUGGAUCAACGGGAGGAGUAUCCAACAUUACGUCUUCAGGACAAAUUAGGCAAUGGCUGAGGAAUGGAGAUAUUCCAUCUCUUGAGCAGUUAGUACUAAAUGGUGAAGGAUCUCGCCUGGUCGGUGAGUAUUCUCCUGAUGCCAGGACGAGGGCGUAUCUGAAGCAGAUUCCUGGAUUCCAAGCCAGGGCAUCGAAACUCCAUGAUGCUGUCAGGGCUGGUUCUUUGACGGAACUUCAGGAUUUACUUGAAGGAGACAAUCAAAGAAAAAAAUUAGUUUUAUGUAAAGAUUCCAAUGGAGUCAGUUUGCUGCAUAAGGCGGUGUAUUAUGACUUUCCUGAUAUUGUGGAGUGGCUGGUCGAAACAUAUCCUGCCACUGUGCAUAGUAAAGACAAAGAAGGACGAACACCUCUGCAUUAUUGUGGAUCGUGUAAAGAUCCUUCAGCUGCCAUGACGACUUUAUUAAAAGCAGGAGCAGAUCGAGGAGCCUUGGAUGCAAGACUUCAUUCUGCUCAUUAUUAUUUAGGUAUUUCGCUUUUCAGAGACCAUCCUGGUGAAGCAGAGAUCCCAGAAAUCGAAUCACCUAGACCUGUAGGGAAACACAAUGAUGAUGGAUUAAAUAUCAAAAGAUCCAACAUCAGGAUUUGGAUUCAUGACAAAGAUAUUGGAAAAUUACAGCAAGUACUUUGGCAAGGACAUGGUGAUAAAUUGCGAGCAGAGACUUCAAAAAAUCCACGUGUGAGGAAGUUCUUGGAAGCAGUGCCACAUUUAAUGAAUAACAUUAAAGACGUCCAUGAGGCAACUGUCGAGAAUAAAUUAGAACAACUAAUUCAAACGACAGAAGAUCCAGUGGUUCCUGCAAUACUUUCUAGCAAGGAUGCUAAUGGUCUCACACCUUUGCACAAAGCUGCAGGUCUUGGACACUCCGAGCUGGUGGCUUACAUAUUGCGCAGAUGGCCAAAUUCAGUAGAUCUGGCUGAUAAAGAAGGAAGAACGGCAGCACAUUAUGCUGCUGCAGCUCGAGAUGGGGACAAAUGCUUCGAUAUGCUGAUACAAGCAGGAGCUGAUCCGGCCAGAUUGGAUUCGAAACAAAAAGCACCAGGCUACUACAAGGCAAAACCAGCUGAAUUGGAACGAGCCCUUUUAACAGUGAUUCCAGAAGCUCCAAGAGUAGCCAGUAAGAAUUUUCCAUCAGGAUGGGAUUGGGGUAUUUUAUCAGGAGCCUCAUCACUUCAAGGUCUUAGCUCCAAACGGGGAUCACAAAUAUUUGGACCCACCACUGAGAAAAACAACGCUAAGGAAGAGCAGCCAGAAUUAGCUGCUGAAGUGAAAGAACCACCAAAAGAAGAAAGUGCAAAUGAUGAGAAACCAGGUGCAGAUGCACCGUCGUCACUUGCAUGUGAAAUAUCGAAAAAUGCAGCAAAAGCUUUAGAGGAAAGUGCCAAUACCAAAGAUGAAGCAGCAAAUGAGGAACAACCUUCCACCGAAGCAACUGAAGAAACGAAAAAUGAAGAAGAAGCCACUGAAGCUGAGAACCCUGAAGAAGCAAAUAAUGAACCUGCACCUGAAGCAGAACCAGCACCAGAAGCAGAACCAGCACCAGAAGCAGAACCCAAAACAGCUCCUCAGGAAGAACAAAUCGACGAAGAAGAAAUCAAAGCUUUGCAAUCAGAAAGUCUAUAUAGCGAUAGAAUUGUUAGAGAAUCUCCUAAAAUUGCAAACCAAGAUUCAGAAGGCAGGAGUACAGUGGAUAAGGAUGAAGACGAUGUUGUAGUUAGUGAUACUGCAGAAAUUUUGGACGUGGAAAAAGAACGGGAAAAGGAGCAGACUGAUGAAUCUUUGGAUCAGGAGGAAAAUGCAGAGAACCCAAUCGAACCAACAGACGCAGAACAGGUCAUUGAAACCAAGGCAGUAGAAGAAGAACCAACCGAGGAAGAUCCAGAAAAUGAACCACAAGUUAUAGCAGAUGAGGAAGAACAAAAUACUGGAGAUGGAGAUCAACCUUCUGAAAUAGAAAACGUUAUAGCAGAUCAGAAUGAGGAAGAACAAAAUACUGAUGGAAAUCAACCUUCUGAAACUGAAGAAAAGGAAGAAGCUGUUGAUCAACCUUCUGAAGAACAAAAGGCAGUAGAAGGAGAAGCUAAAACUGAACAGGUGGUAAAUGGUGAAGAUGAUCAGAAUCCAGCUGAAAGUAAUGAAGAUGGGGAUGGUGGCAAUCAGGAAAAUAAAUAUGAAGAUGAUUUCGAAGAGAAUGUAGAUGAACAAAAAACAGGAGGCGAAGCAAAUGCUGAUGAUGUACAAACAAAAGUGGAAGAAAACAAUAACGAAGAAUCUAACGACAAAGAAGUUGUUGAGCAGAAGCAAACUUCAGAACCAGAUGAACAAACUGCAGCACAACCAGAUGAAGAACAAUCAGAACUCAACGAGAUAGAAACGUCAACUCCCAAAACUCCAUUUUCAGAUGCAACUACUGUAAUAAACGAUCCCAAUUACCAAGUAUCCUCAGACAACGAAGAAGGGUCAGACGUACCUCCAAACCCUAUGGAUCAAAUAGAAGAAUUUCCUUUAUCAUCUACUGAUGAAUUUGUAGACCAAACUGAAGAUGAAUUGGUAGCUUUAGGUACCAGCACCACGGAGGAUGAUGAAACAAACUUACCCGAUAAUCUUGGAGAUGAAGUAUCACGUCAAAUUUCAGCCAAAACUGCAUCUGAAGUCGACAAUGCGUUGGAUGAAAAUUUAGGAGAUGAAGUGGCUAAAAUUGAAGACAAAGAACAAGAAGUUUUGGCGUCUGAUGAUUCUCAAACCAAACAAAUAAGUGAAUCUGCGGUUAUAACUGGCAUGGUACAUGGUAGUCCAGAUGAAGGAAGAUUGCAAUCUGCUAUUGUUGAUCGUAGAGUUGACGAUGAUGAUGAUGAUGAAGAAGUCACUGAUGAUCCGGCCGAUACCCUAGAUCUUUCCCACAAUAAUAAUGAUGGAUUAGAAGAUACCGAAGUGGAGUUGAUGGUCCAAGAAGCUGAUAUGGAAAGGAUGGCAGCUCUUGUUUUAAAUGGAGAAGGACAUAGGCUAGUUGGAAAGCAAUCUGAUCAACCUGAGUUGCAAGCUUUUUUGGACAAUGUUCCAGCAUAUAUGACAAAAAUCAGGCGCGUCCACGUUGCGGCCAGAGAGGGCUCCUUACGUGAUCUUCAAGCAGCUUUGGAUCGUCGCAAGUUUGCCACUGCUAAAGAUUUAACGACCCCUCACGGUGCUACGCCCCUGCAUGCCGCUACACUAUUUGGGCAUACAGGGGUUGUUCGAUAUUUAGCCGGCAGAUUUCCUGAAACACUAGAAGCCAGGGAUGAUAAAGGAAGGACGGCUCUCCAUUACGCUGCUGCUAUUCCAGAUAAUGGUCAUUAUUAUGGAAUAUUGGUGUCUUUGGGUGCGGAUACCAAAGUCGAAGAUGAUCUGGGUCAUACACCUGAAUAUUACAAUCACAAUAACGAAGAAUUAUCAUUGGAUGGAUUGCUCAAGGACUAUGGAUCUGAAGGAUAUGUCAUAAAUCAAAAUUUGAAGGACAAUGAUUUAAAUAAUUCUGUCGAUAUUCCACUUUUUCGGACUGAGGAAGGACGAUAUUUAGCCAGCGCCUUAGGAGAUCCACUAAUAAAAGGACUAACUGAGGUCGCAAACAAGAGACCGAAGGACCCAAUAUCAUUUCUUGCCACUUACCUUUAUAAUUUUGACAAUCAGAAUAAAUCUAGAGUGAAAACAACGGAAUCUGCUGUUCUAGUAACUGGAGAUGCCGAAGCACCAGGAAAUAAAGCUGAAAAUCCAGGGAAUGACCAAGGUGUACCUCAUGUUAUAGAAGCAGUUGCUAUUGAUCGAUCUUUGCCUGAAAAUCAACAACAGGAUGACACUGAUGCUCCAGAAACUGCUGUGAGCAGUGAAGACAGGGACGAACAUGGACAAUCCAUGCUGCAUUUUGCAGCAGCAAGAUCUCAUGGUAGAGGCGCUCUUUUCCAGUUGCUUCAAGAAAGUGGCAUCAGUCCAGCAUAUAGAGACGAACUUUAUAGAACUGCCAGAGAUGUUUCUGUACAGGCUGGAUUACCAGAGAAUACCAAGGAAAUCGACAGAUUUAUCAUCCAUCUUGCAGCCAGAGGUGAAGUAGCGAGCAUAACUGCUCUGUUAGUAGAAGGCUAUGAUCACAUUUUGGAUAUAGUAGAUGAGAAUGAAGUAUCAAUUAUAGAUGUGGUGCAAGAACGAGAUCAGCCAGAUAUGCUAGCAUUGCUGAAUUCUGUUAGAACUUUUGAGGAACAACGCGAAAUUCUCCACGAAUCAGUAAGACGAGGCGACUUCGAAGCAGUCCGCGCCCUUUUACUUCACCAUAGUAAUACAAGUGAAGAAGAUAAGGAACCUCCAAAACAAACUGAAGGGGCAACUAGUGACAUAGGAACUCUGCUAGCAAUUUCUCGAAAUGCCUUUGGUCGAACUGCCCUGCACAUAGCAGUAUUGAGGCAACAGGAAGAAGUUGCAGAGGCUCUGGCCAUCGGUUGGCCUGAUACUCUAAGAAUUGGUGAUAAUCUGGAACGCACACCUUUACAUUACGCAAUGGGAGUCGAGAAAGUAGAAUCGUUGAGCAGAAUUUUGAUAAAAGCAGGCGCAAAAAGAGUCCUGAAGGAUUUGAAAGGCCGACAACCAACUUAUUAUUUCAUGAAUCGAUCAGACAUUCAACGGCUUCAGGAAGAAGAGGAUGUUUAUUGA
Molecule: messenger RNA, 4851 nt
Organism: Ctenocephalides felis (cat flea)
Lineage: Eukaryota; Metazoa; Arthropoda; Insecta; Siphonaptera; Pulicidae
Exons: 21
Coding region: 1-4851 (1616 amino acids)
Molecular function (GO): protein binding
Source: RefSeq, a predicted model, not a curated record